Messenger RNA from Cyphellophora europaea CBS 101466, 699 nucleotides. RefSeq lists its product as uncharacterized. The record is from RefSeq and is a predicted model, not a curated record. The transcript has a single exon. Bases 1 to 699 code for a protein of 232 amino acids. Lineage: Eukaryota; Fungi; Ascomycota; Eurotiomycetes; Chaetothyriales; Cyphellophoraceae.
AUGAACCCCUGGACCAUGAAGACUGUCUGGAGAACGGGACCCUCUGCCGCAAAAGCUCUCACAUCUGACUCCGACUCCGACUCGAAUGUUGCUGAAAGCGAGAUUAUUGGCGAAGGCCGCAUUCACGGUUUCAAGAUUGAUUGCGAGACGAUGGUUCGCGGGCGCCCCAUCCGAGUUUCUGCCGCCAAAAAGUUAUUGACUCGGUAUAACUACGCAUCAACGUCAUAUUCCUCGGACCCUGACAAACCAGAAGUCAUGACUUGGAAGUCCAAUUCGGCAUGGAAAGUUUUUGAUUUUGACCUAAGAGACGAGAGCGAUCAACUUGUAGCCCGCUUCAACCCGAGAUACAUGGGCAUGCGGAAACUCGCGACUAUUGAGAUGUUUGGUCCCAAGGCGUGGGACUCGGCGGCCGUUGAGGAAGUGAUGAUCACGGGUAUCACGCUCUACAUCUGCAUGAUCUAUCGAACAUCCAAUUGGGUGCCUCUCGUGGGCGCAUUGGUGUCUCGACCGGGAAAGGAUUACAAGGUGACCGAAAAAGAAGCCAGAGAGGAGCACGAGAGAAAUCUGGCUACCAGUGCAGACGAUUUCCUGAAUCCCGAAAAUGCUAGGUUUGAGGCUCCAGAAAAUGUGUGGGAUAAGAUCGACGAGGGCACGACGAUGAAGGAGCCGGCCACCACCAAAGAGACUUCUGUGCACUGA